Messenger RNA from Betta splendens (Siamese fighting fish), 10726 nucleotides. It is a transcript of the gene cica, whose product is annotated as capicua transcriptional repressor a. Gene Ontology annotation, biological process: regulation of transcription by RNA polymerase II. Gene Ontology annotation, cellular component: nucleus. The record is from RefSeq and is a predicted model, not a curated record. Gene Ontology annotation, molecular function: RNA polymerase II transcription regulatory region sequence-specific DNA binding; DNA-binding transcription factor activity, RNA polymerase II-specific. The transcript is spliced from 22 exons. NCBI's taxonomy places the organism in Eukaryota, Metazoa, Chordata, Actinopteri, Anabantiformes, Osphronemidae. The coding region runs from base 398 to 7789 and encodes 2463 amino acids.
CGAGUCUUCAUUCACCAUUUUGCGACUGUAGUGUAGAAUGUACAGGGCAGUAGUUUUUCCUCCUUUUAAGUUGCUUUGCCGGAGAAACAUGUACGGCCGCUGACGGGCAGCUGCGGAUCCCCGGCCUCCCGCCUCGCUCCGCCGCCGGACGCGGCGCAGAAACACACUGACCGCGGUGGUUGGCGCUGAGUCUCUGGAAUAAGGUGGGCAAGUGCCGAAGUCGUGCAAAGAAGACAAGACAGGAUGAGAAAGAGAAGCCCUGGCAAAGGAGGAAAAUAGACUGAAAGGAGAGGGAAGAAGAAAGAGCAAGGCAGAGCGAGAGAGGAACGCCAAACAGAAUCUCUGGGAUAAAUAAAUAAAAAGACUUGUUUAGACGAAAGGAAAACUAGAUGAAAAGAUGAAGCCGAUAAAAAAGCAGGGCCGGCGUUCUCCUCCCUCCACCCGGGCAAAGGGGGGGAAGCGGCGUGGAGCCGGGGAUGCCUCAGAAGGAGGAGAGAAGAGAGACUCGGAUGAGAACAGAGACAGAAGCAGGUCCCCACAAAGUCGAACUCCAUCGUCUGCUUUUUCUUCUAAUUCACACUCAGAGUCCCCUCAGGCAGAUCCAGUAAGGACACGGGACCCUUCUGACGGGGAGGGCUUUCACAGAGAAGGGUCGUCAGAAGCAUCCGCGUCACUUAUGAUGGACUCUGGGAAAUUAUUGACAGCCUCAGAUGACAUAUCAGGGAGGCCAGCUGCGAGCGGCGGCAGCCACAGUGACAGCGGUGGUAGCAGUUGUAGUAACAGUAGUGCACCGAGCGCCAGCAGCAGCCCAAACCCCUCCUCUAACCGGAAAACAGCCACCUUCAAGGUCCGCGUUCCCAAGAAGAAGUACACGUCAGAACACUGUUCUGCUGUCGGUAACCAUAGCAACCCAGCCUCCAGCACUCCCUCGCCACUUUCUUUGAGUGGCGGGGUCCUCAAUCAUGGGUCAACGGGUUCAGGAAGUGAUGCCAACAGUCAGAGUCGGAGUCUGAUGGACGAUUUCCACAACAGGACCACUUGCAGGGACAGACCUCAUGACGGCUCCCCAGGCCCCCCCAACCUGUUGCUGGGAGGGGAGAGGGAAAGGCCUGGGGGAGAUGAAGGGGUCAGAGACUUGGAGCGAGUGUCCCCCAGUCCCCUACCCCGCUGUUCCUCCACAGACACAGCCAGCGAGCACUCGGCCGACCUGGAGGUAGUGGGCAUGCAGAUGUCUGCACACGCACAGUCUAGCCUCCCUGAUGCACUGUCCGAUGCUCUGGCCAAAGGGCUGAAGAAUCAGCGCGUCCUCGCCCGCCAGCUCAGGAGAAAAGGCGACAAGGAGGCAGAAGGCGAAAGGAGACAUGAAAUGGCGAGUUCAGACUUGGUGUUCCGGGCUGGGGUUGUCCGUAAGGUUAGUGGGGAAUAUGGAAGCUUGGAGGUACAACUCAAUGGGGAGAAGACGAUGUGUCGUUACCCAUAUCGACAUGACAGCCCCCCGGGGGUGGUGGACAUCAUCCUAGAUGCCCCUCCUCCCGGUGUCCAUCCAAUUCCUAUUGGAACUCGUGUCUGCGUCCCAUUUGGCAACGAGGAGGGCAGUGAGAGCCAGUGGCAGUGGUACAGAGAGGGUGUUGUGACCCAGGUGGACACGCACCCUGCUGUGGCCAACCGCUACCGUGUUUUACUGUCUGAGGAAAGGCCGCACUCUAUGGAUGAGGACGGCGACAGCAGGGGGGCGGCUACCCAGGCAGUGUGGGUCUCAAGACAAACACUUCGGCUUCUGGUGCCGCCUUGGGACCUGGAUUUGCCCUCUGGUGGAGGACGCGAGAGUGAAGAGGGAGUCAGAGAUAAAGAAAGGGAGCGAGAAGACAGGGAGGAGGUGGAUGUGGAGCAGGAGGUUUAUCGUUUGAGUCGGGGGCUGAGCCCGGGAGUGGCAUCGGUCCUGGGGAGAGGAAUGCCCUUCCCUGGCAUGAUCCCUGUUUCCUCCACAUCAGGUCAUAGCAUUACCACUCCAGUAACACCAGCAUCAGUCCUCAGCCUUGCUCCUGGACGAGAGUGGGAAAUGGACAAGGAUUUGGAGAGGGAGCGGGACCUCCAGAGAAAACAGGAACGAGAGCGGGAAAGAGAGCGAGAAAGGGAGAACAGCGCAAAGCAGCAGCAGCAGCAGCAGCAGCAGCAGCAGCCUCCACACCACUCGUACAUGCCACUCACCCCUGAAGAAGACAUGGAGGUAUCCCACUUUAACAUGGUCCCAGUGGGGGCAAUGAUACCCGGGGCCAAACCAAUUUCAGUUCCCCCACACCGCCACAUCGUUUCCAAGCCUCCUUCUGGCUACCUCAAUCCCCACCUCUCCGUGGUGCGGAGCCUCGGUAUCCACACUGCCCACCUGACCUUGAACCCCAACCCCCCCCAGUCACCGGUCUUGUUAGGCCUUGACCCAGUUGGCACUGUCCUUACCACACCCCAGCUCCCUCCUCUGCCUCCUAUUUCUUCUUCUACUGCACCCUCUGCCAGAGUAGAAAAGUCCUCAGGAGGAGGUUCCAACGGAGGAGCAGGUGGUGGUGGAGGAUCUGGCUCAGGUUCAACCUCCUCCUCCUCUUCACGCUCUCGUACCCCACUAACAGCUGCCCAGCAAAAGUACAAGAAGGGAGACGUGGUGUGCACGCCAACAGGCAUCCGAAAGAAGUUCAAUGGGAAGCAGUGGAGGAGACUGUGCUCCAGGGAGGGCUGCUCCAAGGAGUCCCAGCGUCGGGGAUACUGCUCCAGACACCUCUCAAUGAGGACCAAAGAGAUGGAAGCCAGCGGAGGCGGCCGGGAGCGGGGUGGAGCCAGCAGCACAGGGACCCUGACGCCCUCUGACCUCCGAAUGAGUGGCGGCAGAGCCAGCACAGAGUUUGACUGGGACGAGACGUCACGGGAAAGCAGCGAAGCCAGCAGUCGAGGGGGAGAUUCCCGUCCCCGCCUCGUGCUUCCCUCUCUGCUCCCCCAGGACCUCUCUCGUUUCGAUUUUGAUGAGUGUGAGGCAGCAACUAUGUUGGUCUCCCUUGGGAGCUCCCGCUCAGGCACACCCUCAUAUUCGCCUAUUUCCAACCAGUCGCCGUUUUCCCCCACGCCAUCGCCUUCUCCAUCCCCCCUGUUCGGCUUCCGCCCUGCCAACUUCAGCCCCAUUACGGCUCCGCCCCAACGCCGCCAUCGCCAGCUUAGUGGCACAAAGAUUGGAACACCAGGUGUCGAACGAGAGCGUCACCUGUCUGGGAUUGUGCCCACAUUUCAGACCAGCCUCACUUUUACAGUCCCCAUGAGCCCCAGCAAGAGGAAGCUGGAGACCCACCCACCUCCUCCUUUGCCUACAGUCCAGGACUACCAGAACAAAUCAGAACAACAGCAGCUGAUAGGAGAGGCUGCCCAGGGCCACAGCCCCGCUGCCUUUAGAGUUCUCUCCCCACAGAGUCAGCCCACCACCCCCUCCUUCCCCCGACCCCGUAGUGCCACCAGUAGACCACCUUCCUCUGCUGCCUCCACACCACCACCCAUGCUGGUCUCUCCCACUCCUCCCUCCCCUCUCCCCCAAGAACCUUCGCCACGUCGCAUCGGGCCACUUCGGGAUUCCCCAGUCAUUGUCCGCAACCCAGACGUCCCUCUAGCCAAGUUCUCUGAUGGCCCAUUUGGAAGAAGAGACAGAAGCAGGUCUAGAGAGCAUAGCCAACCCCAACAUGCAGCUCCACCGGGCUUGCAGGCCCCCGUCCCCAUCAAUGGAGCCACCAAUGGAGCGGUUCUCCUGCGCAACCCUGCAUCCACUCUUUUCUUAGUCACCUCCAGCUCAUCGCUGACUCCAGCCACAGCAGGCCACACUGCACUGUCCAGCCCCUCCAAUCCUGGAGCGAUGUCCACCUCGUCAGUCUCAGUGCUGUCGUCCUCUGGCUCUGGAGGAAGGGAGAGGGAGCGGAAACCGGAGGGACACCAGGACACCUCUGGUGGAGCGCUGCCACAGCCUGUAGCCUGUCACCCCACGCCGACCGCCCUGCUGCCACUCAUACUACCAGCGGAGUCGCCGCAUCCUGCUCCACGCAAGCAAAUCAUCAUGGGACGUCCAGGGACCGUUUGGACCAACGUGGAGCCGCGCUCGGUGCCAGUGUUCCCUUGGCAUUCGCUCGUCCCUUUCCUGGAGCCCAGCCAAUCAGGAGCGGCCGCUCAGCCUGCUGAUGGUCAACAGCUUGUCAAUCAGAGCAAAGAGCCUCGUUGCGGCGUCGCUCUGGUGAGCGAAGGCCGAACCGGGCCUCCGGACCUGGAGAGGGGCUCGCCGUCGCGCCCCCCCCCAACCAACGACAAUCCCCCCACCGACAGGGGCGGCGCUGACAGCGAGACGGAGAGCGACACCGAUGACCCGUUCUCGCCGGGCGUGGCCAAUGACCCAGCGCCCUCCACUGGUCCCAUCAAGAGGCGCACACAGUCUCUGAGCGCACUGCCCAAGGACGGCGACAGGAAGAGGGAGAAGGACCACAUCCGCCGCCCCAUGAAUGCAUUCAUGAUCUUCAGCAAACGCCACCGGGCUCUGGUGCACCAGCGCCAUCCCAACCAAGACAACCGGACAGUCAGCAAGAUCCUGGGGGAGUGGUGGUACGCUCUGGGGCCCAACGAGAAGCAGCAGUACCACGACCUGGCCUUUCAGGUGAAGGAGGCCCAUUUCAGAGCCCAUCCAGACUGGAAGUGGUGCAACAAGGACCGCAGGAAGUCGCUGUCAGAGGGCCGCGGAACCCCAAAGGAGCCACGGCAGAGGAGCAUGUCCGAGAGCAUAGACCCGCUCUCAGAGGCGCAGGUGGUGGAGGGGAAGGGAGCGGGUCCGAUGUGGCCGGGGGCAUCGGAGCGCCGCGGAGCGCCGUUCGCAGGGCAGCACUCGCGCCCCCGAGCUUUUUCCCAGAGUGCCGUGCACACCUUGGAGCAGAGGGAGAGGGAGCGAGACAUGGAGAAGGAGGACAGAGCGAGUCUGUUUCGUAACAGGCCCCCCCCCUCCGUGUACCAGGGCGGGGCCAGCGACGACGUGACCAGCGAUGAAGAGCGCAUGGUCAUCUGUGAAGAGGGUGACGAUGAUGUCAUGGAGGAUUCAUGUCCCGAAGGCUCCAUUGACCUCAAGUGCAAAGAGAGAGUGACAGACAGUGAUGAAGAUGAACCAGAUGGACAGCAUGGCUUCCAGCCAGUCGCUCGUUCCUCUCUCCCCCCCUCCUCCUCCUCCUCCUCUCCCUCCAUCCCUCCGUCUGACUCCGCCUCAGCUAAAGGAAAUGUGGGAGGGGGUGCUGAGGACAGGACAGACAGAAAGAGAAAGCGAGGCGCCGACACGGGAGAGGAGAGGAGCAGGGGAGGAGUCCACACAGAGGAGCUCUCAGCAGGUGGAGGCGGGCAGGGUGCGUCCUCUCUGUCCAUCACAGACUCCUCAUCCAGCAGCCAGACGCCGGUCACCCAGCAGGUCCUCGGUGGAGUCCGCAUGGCUCCCACCAUGGUCACCAACGUGGUACAACCCAUCGCCAGCAAGCCAGUGGAUUCAGCCAUCACCGUCAGCCCCCUGCCUCAGGACAAGAAAGCCACUCUCCUGAUUGGUGCAGGCGGAGCGCAGCAGCUGCCAAUCACUGCAGGGGGUGGGUACCUGUCCUCACCUUUGUCCCCUGCUCCAGUCAGUGCACCUCCUGGAGGCAGCAGCCUGGUCACUAGCCUAGUGCUGGGAGGGUCAUUCCCGGCUGCCCAACCGGUGCAGCUCCUCACCCCUCAACCCCCACAGCUGCACGCACGAACCCCGCUGCCCGUCCUCCACCCCCAGCUCCACCCCACCACCGCCAGCACCUCGCUCGCAUCUCCCCCCGGCCCCCAGCAGGUGCAGUACAUCCUACCCACCGAAAGCCCCUCGUCCCCUCCGCUCACCCACCAGCAAAUCCUGUCCCUGCACUCAGGUGCAGGAAUCAGAGUCAGCCCUGGGAACAGAGUCCAAACCCAGAGCAAGAUGUUGGUUCCCAUGGCAACAGUGAGAACAGGGUCUACUCCCCCUCAUCCUUCCAUUUCCCUGGUGGCCCCGCCUCUUCCUGUGCAGAACGGCCCUGCCACAGGAAACAAGAUCAUCCAGAUCGCGCCCUUGCCUGUGGUCCAGACCAGCGUUCACCACAGCGGCACGGCACCAGUACAUCCUGGGAGCCCCUUUCCUGUUUCCGUGGCAACAGUAAUGGCUCACGGUGCUGCGCCCCCACAGACCGUGCUCCUGACCUCUCCGCCCACCAGGAUCACCUAUGUCCAGUCCGGUCCAGGAGUUACCACAGCAACGCCCCAACAGGCGACGGCCGCCCCAGGCUCCGCGUAUCUCCCAUCAGCGCUGGCGACUCUGGGCUUCACCGCCAUCGCUCCGGCCGGACCAGCCCUCGUCCAGCCAAUCGUUGGCCAGUCGCCACUGCUGGCACCAGCCCCGCCCCUGAGCUGUCAGUCACAGACUCCGCCUGGCCAGGCCUCGGCAACCGCUGGUCGUCAGGUCCUCACUGCCAUUUACCCUGCGCCAACUGUUGCACUGGCUACUGGUGUGGUGCCCACAUCCAUGCCUCCUGCUGUGGCAGCCCCAGCCCAGGACAUGACAAACCCAUCCUCCCCGUUGGCACCAGGAGUGCAGGGUUCAGCAGCGGCGACCGCUCAGUCCAGCCGAGCCGUGGAGGUGGAGCCCAAGGUGGAGGUGAAGAGGGAGAAGCAGCUGGACGCUCAGAGUGAGGAUGAGGAGCAGGGAGUUUCAGAGGCCAGCUAUUCCAGCGGCGCUGUGACAGUAAAAAAAGAAGAGGACAUCAGUCUGCACAUCAAAGAGGAAAAUGGGAGAGAAGCGGGACUUUGCAGAGAGAAGCUAAAUGAGAUGGAUACGGAGCAGGAGAGAUUGAUGAUGGAGAGCAGUGAAAAGCAGAGAGGCAACGAGUCAGACACAGAGGACCACAGCACGGGGGACAGCAGCAAAGAGGCUGGACCUCCUUCCCCUCCUCCACCCCCCUCAGGUUUGGACCCCCCUCCACCUCCCUCUGCGGAACGAGAGCCAACCUCUUCCUCAAAGAAGACCAAGUUUCGACCCCCACCACUGAAGAAGACACCCGACCCUCCGGACAAGGUCUUGUCUGGGACAUACUUCGAGGCUCGCUUUGCUGAGCUUCCAGAGUUUAAUCCAGAGGAAGUCCUUCCCUCACCCACCCUGCAGAGUCUGGCCACCUCACCAAGAUCCAUCCUGGCAAGCUACAGGAAGAAGAGGCGCAAUUCCACGGAGACAGAGCUCACUGCAGAGGAUCCCAGCUCCCCACGGAGGAGGACUCGACGUCUGUCCAGCUGCAGCUCAGAGCCCAACACCCCCAAAAGUGCUGCCAAGUGCGAGGGAGAAAUCUUUACCUUCGACAGAGCAGGUACAGAGGGAGAGGAUCUUUUAGGAGACUUGGACCGGGCGCCCCACUCGUCUUUACGCAGGACUCUGGAUCAGAGACGGGCUCUGGUCAUGCAGCUGUUUCACGAACACGGGUUCUUUCCUUCAGCUCAGGCCACAGCUGCCUUCCAGGCACGCUACUCGGACACUUUCCCCACCAAGGUGUGUCUACAGCUAAAGAUCCGUGAAGUUCGUCAAAAGAUCAUGCAGACGGCCACGCCCGGAACCUUCGAGUCAGGAGUGUUAGCUGAAGCCUACUCCACCCCGUCCCAUAGCGCCUCCUUCAAUCAAUCACCCCGGGAGGAUGGAGGGGCAGAGCAGCAAGGAGACAAAGGCUGGAGUCCAGAGGAGCCUAAAAGUGAAGGAUCAUAAGCAGGAGAGGAUGACGAAUGCUAAAACGCAAAGGGAACGGAGAGAGAGGAGUGCGUCGUCCCAGCAGAACGUCCUUCACAGGGACGGCUCCAGCAGGAUUCGUCCACUGGCACUGACACAACCAUACCUGGGCAGACGUACAUUUGAAUAUGGUCACAAAUAUUCAGGCUACUAAUGGUGCACUUGAUUCAUUUAGUCAGAGAAAAAAAAGCCUCAAAAAUAUACAAAUCACAUGCAAGUCCUGAUGAGUCAAGUGCUUCUUGUAGUAGUGCUUUUCUUUUUUUUGUAAGUAUCCAGAACAUUUUGAGUCAACACUUUGCCCAGGUGUGCGCUCAGCACAUUUGUACAGUAGUUUGUAGUUUGACACACAAACUCCGUGGUACACACUCUCUAUCUCUCUGGCACACACACAACCCUGGUGCGUAUGUAAUCUCCAGCAUGCACAUGAUCCCUCACGCACACACACACGGGCGCGCACACACACACACACACACACACACACACGCAUUCACUCUUACCAAAUCAGACUGUUACUCUUGGUUGGGAGUCUCCAGGAGCUGCCACCAAGAACCAUAACACACAAAAGCACUUUGUCAUUUAUUGUGCAGAUGCAGUUUGCUGUUGCCAGCCAGCCCUCAGAGCCGUUGACUUGACCUCCUUCUUGCCCUUCCACUCCUCAGCACAGUGGUCGGGACGCAAACACAACCCCAACGACCUCCACUGAUAUUCCACAGCCCCUGGAUGCUGCAAGACAGACAGCACACACACAACACAGGACAUACAAACACAUGCAGCGCAUGGACACAUUUGUGCAGUGUGAGCACUCGUACACAAACAUACUCGACCCUGGUCUGACCAAGCCAUUGGCCUGCACAGUUUUUAGUGAUUGUAGUGAGAGCAUGACAUCUGUCUGUUCGCUCCUGAGAAACAGAAAGAAGGCAGGAGUUGGGAGGAAGUGUGACCAAUCUUUGCACCUUCAGUUAUUGCCAUUUUGAAAGACUGAAUCUUCAUCGGUGGGAGAUGAUUAUCUAUGUCUGUAUGUCUGUUUGGGUCCCCUCCCAAAACCCUGUCAACAGGCACCAAAAAGAGAUUAUGUUAAGAGACUGUUAGCGGCGAGACUUUGAAGAAUCAGCGCUGGCUUCGUCACUGACGGCUCCCAGCUGAGCACGGAGAAAACCCAGAAGAAGAAACUGGAUGACGUUCAUUGGAUGGAAGAUUCACAGUCUGACAGGACGAUGGAGAAUAAUCGUUAACAAAAACAACAAGACAAGCUUUUCAACAGAGAGAAAAAGUAGAAAUUUAACCAAACUUCUCUGAAUCUCCCAGUGGAUAUGAUGUUGUUUUCUCUCGUUAUUGUUGCCGUGGAAAUAACCAGUUUUACCGUGGCCUGUUUUCUCUCUCGUGGCUCUAUAGUGUUUCUUCUCCAGCAUAAAAAAAUCACAACAAAAACUAGAAAAAAAAACUCUGGACAAAGAAGGGGACAAAAUCAGUCUGUGGCCCCCACUUUAAUUGUUCCUGGGGUCUUUCUCCCCCACUACCCUCCCCUACGAUUUCUCACUAGACACCGAAGUGGGGGUGCAGGGACGUUUGUCGUUUUGUAAAAUGUUGAAAUCAGGUGUUUGCACAAUUUGUGCGUCCCUCGUCGUUUGGGAUUGCCACAAGUUAAAUCAGGAAAGUAUUGUUUUUAGAGAUUGUUUUAUUAGAAAAAAUAAUAACCUUUUUCUGUGUGUUAUCUACAACCCUUUUCCUCCCCUACUCUACUCUUUGCUCACUGUCAACCUGUUUCUCCUCAUUCUCUUUCCUCAAACCCUCAAGUGUUGUUAGAAAGUGCCCUUAAGCACUGGUCCCGGGUCAAGCGCUAUGUAGCUCAGGAUGGUUCUGGUUUGGGGCAGUUCAGGGAAAGCAGAUCCUAGACCAGCCCUGGAGGGCAGUCUCUGGAGCCCUCCCCUCUUUCCCCUCCCUUCUUGACACUUUAUCCUUUCCCAUCAAAUGGUGCAAUAGGACUUUUUCUUGUUUAAAAAUGGGUGGGUAAUUUUGUUUUGGGGGGGAGGCUCUGUGCCAUAGAUAUUAAAUCCAGUGCAGUCAGUGAGAGGAGUGAGCUGUUGUGAUAAUAUCUUUAACUAUGUUAUAAAACAAAACAAAAAGAAUCACAUAUUUGUUGUUCUUGUUGAAGAGAUAGAGAGUAUAACUUACUAAAAGUAAAAGACAAUUUCUGAAUAGCACUUUUUGGCUCUUUGCUUCCUCAGUGAAGAGUGGGGGUAGUCCUUAUUCUGGGUAUCGCUUUUAUUUCUACGUAUACAGUUGGAUGUGUGAAAAAUAUAUAUACUGGUAUUUCCAUAUAUGUGCAUUUAAGUCUGUGUUUGGGUGUGUGUGUAUGUUUUGGCACAUGCAGGUAGCGUGUUAACACAACCAACCUCUUGUUCUUUCACCCAACAGGAACGUUAUCAAUAGUAUAUUUUUCAUUGUAUUCUACAUUCUAUAUUUUACUCUAGAGACAGUAUUUUUAUAGUCACCAUGACUAUUUUGUCCGCCAUCUUGACUGUUAUCAACCCAGUUAAUUCAGGAUAUAUAUAAAAUAUAUAUUCAGGAUACACAAUAUAUAAAUAAAUAUAUACAUAUAUAUUUAUAUAUAUACACAUAUAUAAAACACACAGGUAAAGGAAGACUAUCAGUUCACUCUCUGGGGUUAGGGCUGUUACGUGUCCAUCUGCAUGCAUGUGCAAUCACAUGCACACGUGCACACACCCACGCGGACAUAUGUGCAUACACACAUGUAUGCGUGUACACUGUAUGAUUGUGCUUAAAAAUAAACUGUCCUUACUUUGGAGAAGGAAUUUUAGGAUGAGUGUUAUCUCAUAAGCAGGCAUGUUGACCAUGUGCAAUAUUUCUAAACAACAAAAAAACUAAAUAUUGAAAAUAUUAAAGAUCUAACACAAA